This is a messenger RNA of Achroia grisella, 5115 nucleotides long. It is a transcript of the gene Syn1, whose product is annotated as beta-1-syntrophin. Gene Ontology annotation, cellular component: dystrophin-associated glycoprotein complex; intracellular anatomical structure. The transcript has 7 exons. The record is from RefSeq and is a predicted model, not a curated record. NCBI's taxonomy places the organism in Eukaryota, Metazoa, Arthropoda, Insecta, Lepidoptera, Pyralidae. Gene Ontology annotation, molecular function: structural molecule activity; protein binding. The coding region runs from base 235 to 1821 and encodes 528 amino acids.
UCAAAUAUGUAUAUUGAUUGUGCAAUUAAUUUCUAUUUACGCGAAUAAUUUUAAUUAAUUCCCAUCUAUUUACACAUACAAUCGAAGUAAUAACAUGUUAAAAAUGAAGUGAAUUACUAUGUCGUGUCUUCCAUUCUAAAAAUCAAUUGAUGUAGGUUGUUUUGUGUUUGUUUGUUCGAGUUUCCAUGAUCUCGUCAUUUGUUGUGAUUAAGUAGCCAGCUUUCCAUUAGAAUUAUGGUGGAAAACGGUGCAUCAAGUGGGGGCAGUGAUAGCCCCAGUGCAACAUGCGCUCGUUCUGGUCUUCUGGAAACGUUAGUGCGUGGUGUGUGGUACAGAGUGCAUUGCUCAUUGGAAGACGAUUAUCUGAGUGUGUGUUUGGACGAUGGUUACGAUGCCACCACUACUCUUAACGGGACACUCAAUAACAAUAAUGUAGAGACUCCUAACAGUGACUUCACUGAAGUACCCGAAACCAUUGCAAAUCAAAAACGUUUAGUGCAAGUGGUGAAGUCGGAUAAUAAUGGCUUAGGAAUAUCAAUUAAAGGGGGUAUAGAGAACAAUAUGCCAAUAUUGAUCUCUAAAAUAUUCAAAGGUAUGGCAGCAGAUUUAACGGAACAGUUGUAUGUAGGUGAUGCAAUAUUGUCUGUUAACGGUGAGGACCUGAAAGAUGCAACACAUGAGGAAGCAGUAAAAGCUCUGAAACGAGCAGGAAAAAUGGUUCAGUUGGAAGUAAAAUAUCUGCGGGAAGUCACACCAUACUUCCGUAAGGCUUCUAUCAUAAGUGAAGUUGGAUGGGAACUGCAGCGUGGUUAUAUGGCAGAGGCUCCUCCGUCCCCACCGUCCCCACGCCGUCGACGUGCAGAUACCCGCUAUGUGCCUUUGUUGAUGGCUUGUGUAGCCAAGAAUCUUCGGCACCAUGAUCCAGAAGAUCGCACGAUCGAGGUUUACUCGCCGGACGGCGUACACGCGCUGGCGCUCCGUGCGAGUUCUGCGGGUGCGGCCGCGGGCUGGCACCGUGCGCUGCACGCAGCUGCACGACGAGCUGCACGUGCUGCUCUCGCGCGUGCGCGGCCACGCUUGCGUCCGCUGCUGGGAGACGUGCGCUACGCCGGCUGGCUAGCGCGCCGACCGCCGCAAGACCACAUGAGCGCCUCGGGUGGUUCGGAUAGUUCUGAUGAAGCGGAAGGUUGGCAACCGACGUUUGUCGCCAUUACAGACCGAGAAUUAAGGUUGUACGAAGCGGCGCCGUGGUCGGGCGAGGCGUGGUGCGCGCCCACCGAGAGCUUCGUGCUGGCGGCGACGCGGCUCGCGUGGUGGCGCCGCGGGGGUGCGGGGGCCGGCGCGGGGAGCGGCGCGGGGGGCGGCGCGGCUGCGCUCGGCGUGCGCGCGGGCACCGCAGCCGGCGUCGCAGUGCGCGCGCUGCGUGCGGACACGCCGCACGAGCUGGCGGCGGUGGCGGGUGCGCUGGUGGACGGCGCGCACGGCGCGGUGCGGGCGCCGGCGGAGUUCUCGUUCGCGUGCCGGGUGCGCGGUGCGGGCGCGCGGCUGGCGCUGGGCGCGGCCGGCGUGCUCGUGUGGGACGCCGCUGCCUCGCUGGGCCGCGCCGCCGCACGCGCGCUCUACCGUCGCCCGCUGCACGCGCUGCGAGCUUCCGCAGACGACGACCGACACAUGCUCUGGCUGCACUUCGCCGACGAUGACACGCUUGAGCUGGAAAUGGAGGGUAGUCCUAAGCCGGCCGUAUUCAUUCUGCAUAAUCUUCUAUCAGCGCGCGUUCACUCGCUACCGACGACCGAGGCGACCGAAGCAAAUCCACUAUAACCCGAGCCGACCAGCUAGCAAAACAAUCUGGUAAUCUCCUCUUGAAUCUCUUAUUGUCUCCGCCUAUACACAAACAUCCUAUUAGAAAAGUGCGAAAUUUAUAUCCACUGUUUGAAUAAAUGUCAAACCAAUAAUGAAAAGUGUAUUAAUAUUUUUAUUUGAUAGCAACAUUGUUAUUUGUAAUUUUUAUUUGCAUGUACCUAACAUUUUCUCUCUCAUUUGCUAUAAUACUAAAUCAACUAAUUAUAACAUUUACUUUACGAAUUACCAGAAGAUAUGAGUAAGAACGAAAUAAUAGGCAUUCUGUAAAAUUACUCUUAAUGAGGUAGUUAUAUAGAAGCAAAACCCUCAUUUAAUGGACGUUUUUUGUAGCUAUAUUAAUGUUUUCUAUGAUUCAAAACAUUUUUAAAUUGUUUACAUUUGUAUGGAAUGUACGAGCAUAAGCAUAAUUUACACUUUUACAAUAAAGAUAUAGUUAAUAGAAUUAUUUGUCUAUAGGCUCUGAUUACAUCACAGACAUAUUAUGAAUGUAUAAAUAGACGCCGCAAUGUAUUAAUACUCACCGUCAAGGAUAAUAAGUGGAAUUUUUUGUCGUCAUCAUAAUUCAACAAUAGUUGCUCGUUACAAAACAAAGAGACCGUGUACUAGGCGAAUACAAAAAAAAUCGUAGACCGGGUAAAUGUUCCCUUGUCUAUUUAGAUUGAGGUGUAUAAAAAGUACAAAAAUAUUUAUGUUCAGUGAUAGUAGGCUUAAUAUGUAAUAGAAUUAAAGCCAUUCGUUAUUAAUUCCUAUACAUUUUAUCCCAAGUAUUUACUGAACAAUUGUCGUACUUUUGUAAGUAUGAGACAAUAUUAUUUCGCCACUGCUGUAAAUUUUACUUGAGUUUUAAAAAUUCUAUGAUGUUGUUGUUUUUCUAUUUGCUGUGUAGGUAGGCAAAGGUUUCUAGAACCAUACAGCCAUCGGUAUUUUUUUUAAUGAUUCAGGUGGUCAUAAUUACAAUUAUGAAAAUAUACCAUUAAUGAUUACAUUUAACCAAUUACACGUUAUGUAUAGGUGCUAGCUAUUGCACGGAAAUUCGCGUCAAUUUGCUUAGGACAUGUUUAAUUUUUUUAACGUCGUUGUUUUGCGGCAUCUAUUUAAUUAACUCUGUGGAUUACUCUGUAAACAUAAGAAAUAGUGAAACAUUUUUAGAUGAAAAGUCUUGAAAAGAUUGAACGUAAAGACAGCUUUCGUAAUAUGUCGUCUCGAAUACUCUUUAAAAUUUAAGCUUAUGUUUAAAAGUUAUGAGAUAUAUGUAUUAGAGUAGUAAUAGAAUUACGUUAUUAUUGCUUAAAAAUAUUUACCAAAAGUGAAGCAGUUCUCCCAAUCUGUUAAGUAACAGUUUACUAGGAAGUGUGUGUAACAGAUUAUAACUAAUUUGUGGAAAUGUAAACUUGAUAUUUCAUUGACUACGAGUCUUGACUGUAAUUUUAAAUGAAACUAAAAGGUCUAGACUACAUUACAAAUAAUUAUAAUCUACUAUUAUAAACCGUAUUUCGAAAAGCUAAGAGACCUAACUUGAUAUUUAAAAUAAGUUGUUAACACAUGCACAUUGUAUUUGUGCAUAUAUUGUGUUGUACUAAAAAUAUUGUUUCCCUUGUUGUUAUCCAUUCGCGUAUUUAAAGGAGUGUCGUAUACAUGUAUGCCACUUCUGCUCGUUAUUUUUAUUCUGAAUACAUUAAGACAUAACAAAUUAGUAUUUCAGUAUCCAGUUAAAACUGGUCUAUACGACCUAUUCUUCUAUCAACAUAUCUGUGCUGACUCUAUUAUCUAGGAAUACAUUAUACCAUAUCAUAAUGUGGUAUUGAAACCGCCUAUUUUGUAUAUCCUAUAUAGGAAGACCACUAGGUCAUUGUUCAGUGUCUUAGUAGUAUCCAGACAGUAUUUCAGCCUUUGUGACCGUUAAAAAAGUAUAUCAUUCCAUUAAACUUAAGUCUUUACAUGAUUAGUAAGCAUGAUUGAAAUACGAAAUGGUGUACAUAUCGCAACAUUAGUUGGAAAUGAUAAUAAUUCAGAAUACACACCAAAUUAAAUAGCAACACAAUAUAUAUUUGUGUUGUUACAAAAUAAUUAGAUAACUUACCAACUCUAUUAAUUAUAAUUAUCUUACUAUUGUUAUAGUAAGUUACAUUCGAUAACAAUUUAUAAUUAAUUGAUAUCGAUAAUGGUGGGACAAAGGCAGUAAGAUUAUGAUAGUUAAAUGAUAAGUCCGAUCAGUAGGUUCAUAUGAAAUCUGUACCAAAUGAAAACGGAUUCAAGCUUAUGACAUCUACAGUAAAAUACUCGUAAUUAUAUAAUUGAUGUCGAAUUACAAUUUAUUAAAAUAAUAUUCUUUUCGUUAUUAUCGUCGAGUUGUUACGGAAAAUUGCAUACUAAGGAAAUUUUAAAAUGUCAUUCUGUUACUUUAUUUUUUUAAUACGCAUGUUAAAGACAUACAUUUAGAGAUUGUUAGUUCAGAUUAGCAUACGAUGUGUUUUAUACCUACAUGUAAUUGUUAUAUUUAGUAAUAAUUUUUUGAAAUAUAGUAAAAAUCUCGUACUCACAAGCGCUUACUUACUACUUUGACCAAACAAAAUUGUUUAUUAUAUUCUUUUUAUUUACGAAUUGCUCGUCUCCUAAGAUAUAGUAGCGCUAGUUAUCUAUAAAGCACGGUCAUUCGCUUUGGGUAUGAAAUUUUUACCGUAUGUUUACAGUACAAUAAACUGAUAUUAACUUCCAAAGAACGAAUCUCAUGUAAUUACUUUUAAUUAACUUUGUAUAUUAUGCGAUCAUAUAAGUUUAAAAAGGGAGGCCGGAGACAAAGAAAUCGAACACUAAUGGUGUCAUGUUGCGUAUGUUUUAUUCUGGAAUUGAAUAAUUUUUUAGUUCUAUUCUUACCGCGUUGCUGAGUUUCCGAUUACGAAUAAGACUAAGUAUAUUGAAUUCUCAGUGUAACGGAAACUCAUAUAAAAUAAUUUAAAUCGUUAAAUGACACUCUAUUGGUAUUAGUCGUGGAUGCCGGUUUAUGGUGGUCAUCUAACUCUUCCAAUUCAGAACCCUCUCCAAAACUUGUCUAAAUACUUUAUGCACGGAAAAUAAUAACGUCCUGCCAAUGGGGUAGUUUUACUUUUAUCAAAUUUGAAGUUUUUUGUACUAGCGCUUUUUUCUUCGUUUCAUAUUCACAUACGCUGCAAAAUGGGGUUUUCCCGCUUGGGAUUUUUCACCAUAGGAAAUAUAAUAUUUUGUUAUAUUUUAAUUACUAAAUAAUUACAAAUG